CACUCAAACGAAAAUGUGUUGCUGCCGUUUCAAUAGACGGUACAAAUGAUUAACCUGCUGGCUAUGUGAAUACAUGUAGCAGAACUGCUGAUCAUGACAAGAGGACUGUACUAGCAAGCUCUGUUAAAAAAAAGGAUUCAACAGCUACAGAAUGCAGAACCUCAGGCAAGCUGCAUCAGAUGCUUUCAACCGUUUAGGUCUGAAGCAGAGACACUUGGGCUAUGAGGAGCUGACUGACCUCACCGAUUCUGCAUUUCCUUCAGAGGAGAUCCAGCCCCAUUGGUUCCACACCCUACAGGUCAGGAGGUUGACAGUUCAAAGGACAAGGAGCAACAGUGACCCCUUGGGUGAAAAGAGCUUCGAAGAAGGAUUCCAAUGGAGAACUGGUCUCCAGUUUGGGACAGCCACCUCCUACCUGAACCUGGAGAAGCUGGGAGAGGGUUCCUACGCCACUGUUUAUAAAGGAAUCAGCCGGAUAAAUGGACACCUUGUUGCUUUAAAAGUGAUUAGGAUGAAGACAGAAGAAGGAGUGCCAUUCACAGCUAUUAGAGAAGCCUCGUUGCUGAAGGGCCUGAAACAUGCCAACAUUGUCCUUCUCCAUGACAUCAUUCACACACGAGAGACCCUGACAUUCGUUUUUGAGUAUGUGCAAACUGAUCUUGCACAAUAUAUGAUUCAGCACCCUGGGGGCCUGCAUUCAUACAAUGUAAAGAUCUUACUGUUUCAAUUGCUGAGGGGUCUGUCGUAUAUCCACCGCCAGAGGAUUCUGCACCGAGACCUCAAACCACAGAACCUGCUGAUCAGCUACCUGGGGGAGCUCAAGCUCGCAGAUUUUGGUCUGGCACGGGCCAAGUCUAUCCCCAGUCAAACCUACUCCUCAGAGGUGGUGACGCUGUGGUACCGGCCACCUGAUGCUCUUCUAGGAGCCACGGACUACUCCACUGGACUGGACAUGUGGGGCGUGGGCUGUAUAUUUAUCGAGAUGCUACAAGGAUCCCCAGCUUUCCCUGGUGUCACAGAUAUCGUUGAACAACUGCAGAAGAUCUGGGCAGUAUUAGGGGUUCCUACUGAGAAAACAUGGCCUGGAGUUACUCAACUGCCAAACUACAAACCAGAAUGGUUUCUGCCCUGUCAGCCUAGAAUACUUCGAAAUGUCUGGAAAAGACUCGGGCAGCUGCCCUAUAAAGCUGAGGACCUGGUAAAGAAGCUGCUGCAAUGUGUCCCGCGAGACCGGCUAGCUGCCGACGAGGCCCUCCGCCACGAGUGUUUCAACAGCCUGCCUUCUGCACUGCUUCAACUGUCUGACAGUACGUACUGUUCCCCUGACUCCCUGCCUGUCUCCCUGCCGCUCAUCCUCCCCUCAUUCUCAAAUCCACCUACCAUCCGUCCAAUUAAAUCACAUUUGUCAAAGCAGCGGGGGCCUCGCCAGCUGCCUGAGAUAAUGACAAGAAGUCGCUGUAGUUAGUGUAUGCUUCUCUGGGGAGAUGAUGAAAGCUGGAGCACUACAAGAAGAAAAAACUGCCAGAGUAUCGGAUGGUUCAUUGAUUUAUUUAUUUAUUUAAGUAUGUAUAUAUGUAUUUAUUUUGCUCUCUAUCGUCUGUCUGGUAGAGUGACUCAUGCUCAUUAUGUUUGUGGGACAGAGAAGGAGAACAGGAAUUGGAGUUGUGGGGUUUGAGUCCCCAAAAUACAAAGAUUACAGAAACAGGACUGGGCAGGGGUGAUAACUGUGGUAUCCUGUCCAAUUUUAAAUAGGUCACAAUUAUCUAGAUUUAUAUUAUAACUUCUUUUUUCUUUGUUUCUUUACAAGCCUAAGUAGUUUAUUUGCUUUCCCGCAAGUUACAAACCUGAUUUGGCCUAGUGUUUGCAGGCAGCAAUUAGGUGCACUUUCUCUUUCAGUACAUUCAUCCACAGUUUCCUCUUCUGAUUUUGAAACGUCUGAUUGAAACAUACAUCGUAUGCAAUAUGCAAAUUCUCUUACAUUACCCCCUUUGCUUUUGUAAGUCCUUUUGUGAAUAAUAUAAGUCCCGGAGCCCAUCUAUAUUUUAAUAUAACGGAAUCUGAGCCACAGAAACAUACUUACAAGGGGCAGCGCACACGGUCCUACACCUUGGUUGAUCACAUUGACUUGGGCAAACAAAACCGGACAGGGAGUGGAUGCCACCUUUGAUGUUUGAGGUUUGAUCUUUGAAAGAACCUGGAUCGACCUGUCUUUCUCUAUCAAGAUUGUUUUAACUUGUCUAAAGGGACCAAGCAAUAAUUAUUUGGCACCACGUCACAUGAAUGCACUGACCAAGUGAUUUUCACGAUAUAUGGCAUCACCUAUUGUUAACGUGGAUGACUGAAGCAAUACUCACAUCUCUGCUGGUUCAUUUUUAUUAGCAGAGAGUCUAAGUUCCAGCCAGGUACUUGUUUUUGAAAUAAUCUAUUUAUAGUUAAUUAUUUUAGGGUAUGACUUUCCAUUAAAUGACUUUGUUUGAUCAAAAGGUUCCUGUUUCUUUUUCCACGCUUUCCUGAGAUCUUUACAGACAGUAAGACGUAGCUAGACUAGACAGAAUAAGAGUGAUAUGAAAUUCUGGGACCACAAAACAAGGUGCCAUAGACUCCAGGAUAACAAAUGCAGCUGCGCUUUUGAAAGAUCCUGGAAUUUUGAUUCAGGAUCUUCUGAUAGUAUCUUUGAUCAAAUAGAGUGGUGGGUGAGCCCAAUUCCUUCAGCAGGCAUGUGAACAGGCUGGCAGAUGGUGGUGAAGUCAGACCCGGAAGAACACACACAGUACUGAAGAGACACCCACAGCACAUUGGGGGAAUGAUAAAUGCGCUGCUUGCGAGUUUAUUAAAAUGAACAAAAUAAAAAGGUUGAACAAAACUAAACGCUUUUCACAAAACACAAACACAAACAAAAUGGCUCAUUGGUCAAAGCAGAUAGACACGGCGAGACAAACUCAAAACAAGUACCAUGCUGCUUUAAUUCAGCACGUAUAGCAACUGUAAUUCUUAUUAAAUUACCUCCAGACUCUCGUUCUCUCCUCAGCAAAGACACCCAACCCCGUGUGCGUGAAACAUUCAUUCUUUUAUACAGCUGUGCUGAGACUCGAUUGCUAAUCAAUCAUUCACUUGAAUCUCACCACAGUCUGCACGUGGACUAAAUGUGCACUUCAUGAGCCCCCAUACAAAUAGCCAUUUUAAUCUGCAUGUGAAGUGAUUGUGCCUAAAUACAAUUAUACAUUUUACAUCACCUGUGCUACAUAAUGCAUA
Messenger RNA from Polyodon spathula (Mississippi paddlefish), 3252 nucleotides. Its product is annotated as cyclin-dependent kinase 15-like. Bases 152 to 1465 code for a protein of 437 amino acids. Gene Ontology annotation, cellular component: cytosol; nucleus; cytoplasm. Gene Ontology annotation, molecular function: cyclin binding; ATP binding; cyclin-dependent protein serine/threonine kinase activity. Gene Ontology annotation, biological process: protein phosphorylation. The record is from RefSeq and is a predicted model, not a curated record. Lineage: Eukaryota; Metazoa; Chordata; Actinopteri; Acipenseriformes; Polyodontidae. The transcript is spliced from 13 exons.